AUGACAAUUUCGCUGGAGUUGAAAAAAGGCUAUUUUGGAGAUGUUGAUAUUGAUGCUGAUUGGGAUGAAUCACUUUAUGAAUACAAUGGAGAACCACCUGUCACACCUCCUCUUGCUGAUGAUAUUCAAGAUCCUGAAAUCUAUCAUGGCCAAAAGGAUGCUAUUACAGAUGUUUCUUUCGAAGAAAAGGUUCUAAAACUUUCCAGAAAUUGUAAAAUGACGACUGGUGGAAGAGUUGAAUCUUACAACUGCUUGUAUUUGGUGGGAAGCUAUAGUGGUUUGUGUGGUGUUGGUUUUGGAGCAGCUGCAUCCCCUGCUGUUGCUCAGGCUAAGUCCAGAAAGGCAGCAUAUAAGAACAUUAGAAGUAUUGAACCUGGCGCAUGCCUUCCACGUUCUCACUUAAUUGAAGGAAAAUUCGGUUCAUCAAAAAUUAGAAUUCAUCCAAGUACCAAAGAACAACCAACUGCCAACCCUAUUUUGAGAAAACUAUGUGCAUAUCUUGGCCUUAAAUACUGUUCUGUCAGACUUUAUGGAAGUAGAAACAUUUUGAAUGUCAUUCCAGCUUUCUUCCAAUGCAUAGAUCAACUCAAAACACUGUGGUUGUGA
Messenger RNA from Naegleria fowleri, 606 nucleotides. RefSeq lists its product as uncharacterized. The transcript has a single exon. Gene Ontology annotation, biological process: translation. Gene Ontology annotation, molecular function: RNA binding; structural constituent of ribosome. Gene Ontology annotation, cellular component: ribosome. Bases 1 to 606 code for a protein of 201 amino acids. The record is from RefSeq and is a predicted model, not a curated record. Lineage: Eukaryota; Heterolobosea; Eutetramitea; Acrasida; Naegleriidae.